GUGUGUGUGUGUAUGUGUGUGUAUGUGUGUGUAUGUAUGUGUGUGUCCUCCCCGGCCGCAUGAGAUGAGCUGCCUGCAGUCUUUGCAGCCACUGUUUUCGCCUCUUCCUCCGCCUCUUCUCCUCGCUCCUUGUCGGACCACUCCGAGAAUGUUGACCACCGCGGUCUGAUCCACCGCUGCCGAGCGUCCCUUCAUCUCCACACUGCCUCCACUGCCCGUGUGUGUCCCUGACGGUCGCAGCCUUCCUCACACUGCCCUGGCUGUAAGGUUCCGCUCUGUCCAUCUUGUAUCGAAACUGAUCCAACCAAGCAAAUUGUACGAAAGAGCUGACAAACACAAAACAUGGCUGUGGCCGGAUGUCCGGAUUAUUUCCUGCAUCAUCCAAACUAUCAGCAGGACAAUAUAGACCGGUCUUCCAAUCACAGACAAGCUGACCUCAUUGGUCCAGCCUUCCAGCAAUCAGCCAAUCGGAGUUCUCCUAACCAUCAAGAGGAUGAUGUCGAUUUAGAGGCCCUGGUGAAUGAUAUGAACUCUUCGCUGGAGAGCCUGUACUCCACCUGCAGUAGUCAGCAGACAGAGUCAACCCCACUACUGCACAAUGGACAGACCUCUGCCUCGCACCACCACCACCAUCACACGCAACACAACCAUCCUCGGCAGGGUCAGCAAUCACACGUGCUAGGCCACGCCUCCCCAGAGCCGCCCUCCUCCACGUCCGCGGACGCCCAGCAAACCGGCCUCCGACGGUCACAACCCAUGCACAUCCUUGCUGUCAGGAGAUUGCAGGAGGAGGAGCAGCAGCUGAGGACAUCAUCUCUCCCGGCCAUCCCCAACCCCUUCCCCGAGCUCUGUAGUCCAGCAAGCUCCCCUGUCCUCAGUCCUGGCUCCCUACCUCCUGGAGAACCCUCCACUGGCAACUAUAUUGUGAAGAUCUUCAGUGAAGACGGCAUGGGUAAAGUGGUGGAGAUCCCAGCCGACAUGACAGCCAGAGACCUGUGCCAGCUCCUGGUUUAUAAAAGCCAUUGUGUGGAUGACAACACUUGGGCACUUGUUGAACACCACCCGCUGCUAGGACUAGAGCGCUGUCUAGAAGACCACGAGCUGGUGGUUCAGGUCCAGGCCUCUAUGAACAGCGACAGUAGAUUCCUCUUCAGGAAGAACUAUGCCAAAUAUGAAUUCUUCAGAAAUCCCCUGACAUUUUUCCCGGAGCACAUGGUUGCAUGGUGCCAGGAAACCAGCCGUACAAUUCCACCAUCUCAGCUCCUUCAGAACUUCCUAGCGACCAGUAGCUGUCCAGAGAUCCAGGGUUAUCUGUAUGUGAAGGAGGUGGGUAGGAAGUCAUGGAAGAAAGUUUACAUGUUCCUGCGGCGCUCAGGACUCUACUGCUCUACAAAAGGAACCUCAAAGGAGCCCAGACAUCUACAGUUACUAGCAGACCUUGAAGACAGCAACAUCUUCACUGUCAUCACAGGCAAAAAGCAGCAUGGUGCACCGACAGACUAUGAGUUCUGUAUCAAGCCCAAUAAAGGUCGCGGGGAGUUGAAGGAGUUGAGGAUUCUGUGCGCCGAGGAUGAACAGGGCAGGACUUGUUGGAUGACUGCCUUCCGACUCUUUAAGUAUGGGAUUGUAUUAUACCAGAAUUACAAGAUUCCUCAACAAAGAAAAACCUUACUUUCACACUUCUCAGCACCUGUGCGGAGUGUAUCGGAAAACUCCCUUGUGGCAAUGGAUUUCUCAGGGAGGAUAGGCAGGGUGAUUGACAACCCUGUGGAAGCUCAGAGCGCUGCCAUGGAGGAGGGACAUGCGUGGCGGAAGAGGAGUCAACGAAUGAACAUUUUAGGCUCCCACAGUCCACUACACCACUCCUCAUUAAGCUCAGUCAUCCACAUAGCUCAGUUGUGGUUCCAUGGCAGGAUAACCAGAGAAGAAUCCCAUCGCAUUAUCCACCAGCAGGGACAAGUAGAUGGGUUGUUUCUGCUGAGAGUCAGUCAGAGUAACCCCAAGGCGUUUGUGCUCACAUUGUGCCAUCACCAGAAAAUCAAACAUUUCCAGAUACUACCGUGUGAAGAGGACGGCCAAGUCUUCUUCAGCCUUGAUGACGGCGCCACCAAAUUCACCGACCUGAUUCAGCUGGUGGAGUUCUACCAGCUCAACAGAGGAGUGCUGCCUUGUAAACUCAAACACCCGUGCACCGUCGUGGCCUUAUGACAUCUUCGGACCUUCUGACCCCAUGACCCCUAUCACAUGACCUGACUCUGCCUAAAACAAACAAAACAACAAGAAUCUUUCUGUUGGGCGGUUCUUUUUGGUUUUAUCUUUAUAAGAAGCUGGUGAAUUGACUGAUGUUUUGUUUUGUCACUUUCUAUUGUCGUGAGUACGCCGGAGACUGCUGACUUGUUGGAUUCCUUUUGGUUUGCAUGGAUGUUCGAGGAGUCGUAUGCACAACAACGAGGUUCAGUAGUCAAGAAGAGAGAAGAUAAAGGAAAUGAACACUGCCGUUUGUGUCAAUGCUGUUGCAGAAUCUUCCACAAUCUUGCUACCCAUAGUCAUCAAUAAGCUUGGGCACAGUGACCCUCAAGGUUUUAUCACACAGCUCAAGUUUACUGUGUUUCCCUUCAACUGGACAAUCAGUAGGACAAUUCAAGCUGUCGUGUGGACCACUCUGCUCUCUGAGAACAAACAGUAGUUUCAUUCAAACUUCAUCACACGUCCUCAAAGAAUAUACUGUAGAUGGAGAUUUGAUUGUCUCUUAGUUUUGCACUCAUCGAACUGGGAAUGGCCUUUUGACAGUGCAUGACUUCUCCGCUGUCGCAAUACUUAACUGUGAGAUGGUGCCACUGCCCUCUAGUGUCGUAGGCCUGUAAGGACGUGUCAAAAUUCAACAUGGAUGAGAUUCGGAUGGGCCUGUAAGUGUUGCUUUUGAGUGCUUUUGAGGUUGGGAAACAUCAAAAGUUUGUCAAAUCAAACUAGCCUGGAGAAAAUGGCUAAGGAAAAAUCUGGAACUGUAAAAAGUCAAAGUAUUUUUUUAAAUAGUGGACAAUUCAAAAUCUGCAUUGUCCACCCUCAAAUUUAUUUGUUCAUCUCACACUAUUCUUAAUGAUACAUUUAUUGCAGUUAUGUAUUGUUAUUGAUAUUCUGUUUUCUUUAAGUCCACCUUUUGCAUUCUGGAUAGUUGUGGCUCUUCAUUAUUCACAUAAGAUUCAAAGAGGUCAUUCUGUACUCAUGUUAUUCUAUUACCAGCUACAGUUAAAGUAUUUCCCAUGCAACUUUCACAAAACUGAAUAAGCAAACCACGGUGUCAUUCAGGGUGAAAUAACAAGUAAUAGUGCUAGAAGAAUUUUGUAACCAGGUAGACAGUUUUGGUGGUAGUAAUGUUGAAAAGUGAAACCAGGUAACUAUUUUGGGGGAAAUUAGAAAAUACAGCCAUAUGCAGCAGUUCACUGCAGGCAAAGUAACACCAGUUGCAAAAGAUAAAGUCAGACAAUGGAAAGUAUCAAUCUUUUGUGCGAUUCUCCUCACCACAACACAGGGAGGGACAACCACUAGCAUUUCCUUCAGGUGUUUUUCCAAUGACAACAAAUCAAAAGAAACACAAAAUAAUGAAUCAUUGUCAGCCAGGAGACACAGUGGAUUGUGGGAAAAAUCUGUCCUCAUUCUGGAAGCUCUUUUCACAUAUGUUUUUCAUAUUUUUCCAUAAAUUGCCGCCUACCUGAUGGAAGUCAGGGAUAUGCUGUCAAACAUAAAUGUGGCUAGGGACUCCACACUGAUAGUAGACUCUGUGCAUUACAUUCCAUAUAGUGCGGCCUUUUUCUACCUGGAAGUACUUGUGAACCAUUAGUAUCACUUAACACCUACUGCCUACUGCACGCCACCUCUGUAUGAAUUCUGACUGUCUAAAAAAGUAAGCUGCUGUUGCUACAGUGUGGACAAAAUGUGAAAGGAGAAAAGAAUAUUGUAAACAAACAAUAGCUGCAUCUCCUUCUCUAUCUCUCAACCUGUCUCGCCCGGUCUCAUCACACUUUCUUUAGCCUGCUGUUGUAUAAAGUGAAAAUCCUCUCAGUGGUGUGGCAGCAACGUAAAACUGGAGUUCAGGAGAAUUCAGACUUCAAAAUACAACUGAUUAUUUUAACCCAUGUCCCUUUAUCUUAAUUCACUGAGUUGCCUCUGGGAGACGACAGUGAGAGCGUCAGACAGAAAACAGAGGACAUAAAACUCUGAGUUAGUUUGUGGGCACUGGAUACAUCUACCUUUUGUCCCAGACUGUGCAAUUUCAGCAAAAAUCUAUUGUUUUCCUAAUGCCAGCCAAGGUCAGUCAAAGAGGUCUACAUUUAAAUGGAUUUCCCUUUGUGUUUUGGCCGAGUCUAUGCUGGAGAUCCUGUAAUUAACUAUACUGAAAGAAAGAUUUCACCACGGCGUCUCUAGAUAACCAGGAUCAAUUUUUUUUUUUAAUAGAUAGGGAUACUUUUUCAGCACCUAUUGAUCACGUCUGGGAGAAUGGAGCUAAAUAGACAACACAUGAAGGGCAAAACCCAGCCAUCUCAAAUUCUGGGAAGACAAACAUUAGGUAAAUGCCCCAAGUUAUUGCAAGUAUUUCUGAUUAUAUUUAUACUCAAAGUUUAUCAAUUCGGUUCGUAAUCACCCUCUUUGAAAUGUCUCACCACAAAUAGCAGUUUUCAAUAGCAAUAUAGCCAGUUCAAUUUUUUCACCUGAAAUUUCUAAAACCUCACACUUUAAAGUUUUAUUUAGUCCAAACUUUGGUGGUAGCUCUGGUUAGGUCACCAGCCAGCUGACAAUUAGAUAUCUAUUUGUACUUACCUGUAAUACAACAUCAACAGCCAUGAUUUAUUUACCUGCAGGUUGUCUUAAAGUAUAUUGAACAUCUGAGAUUCAGAAUAGCUGUACCAUAUUGACUCUCUGUGCAUGUUCACCCUUAUUUAUCUAAGAUGCAAUGACUCAAUCAUUUUUUAAAGUAUUGUUGCAGCAAAAUGUAUUUAUUUAUCUGGAUGUGACUGAUUACUUGAAAAUUUUAGAUUUAUUUUUCUCAGCGCUGUUCUGUACUGUUUUCUUUUGUCAUUACCAUGAAAUGAUUGACCAGUGUGAUUUAUUAUUAUAAUUAUUAUUAUUGUGAUGACAUAGCAUCUAUUGGUGUAUUUUGUUUUCAUUUUUUAGUUUAAUUCAAAAAAUUAUUUUGUCAUCAUCAACACUUGUUAUGAAGUGAUGUUUUAAAGCACACUGGCACCAUAGUGUUAACAUUGUCAUUCCAAUAGAUGACAGGUGGAAUGUUGUGAAAUUAAAAACAGAGAAUACCUGAGUUUCCCAAAGCAUUAGUUACUAACUUGUUUUUUCACCAAGAUCUAUAAAAAUAUCUUUUUUUGUUCCAAAUUAUUUUUAUGUCAUUUUAUGUUUAAAAGCCUCAAAUGUUUUCCUCAUCACUGACCUAAACUUCAAAAAGUAGAUAUAAAGAUAUUAAUUAAAGUAAUAAAGCCACAAAUGUUUUGGGAAACUGGGUCAGUUUAGCCUCAACAUUCUCAUAAUUCACUGUUUGAACAUCUUGCCUUCAGGAAAGAAUUGUAAAAAUUUAGAUGUAGAGAAAAGCCCUUUACAUUCAAGUUACCCCCUCCCGUGUAAUUCAAACCAUACCAGAGCAUCAUUGUUAGAUGGGUCACAACAUUGACAUCCUUUCAGCAGAAUGAAAUAACUAGUAGGUAGGUUUUAUCAUUUACAUGAAUGUGGAAUCCCGAUUCUAACAAAAAUGAUUUUGUAGUUGCUGAAAAUCAUCUUGAGCUGUUGAGAUGUCUCCGAAAUGUUGAUUCUAGCUGUUUUCCCUGAGAUUGGAUUCAGUCCACCCACUCUGCAGUCAUCCUCAAACUCACAAUAUUUAAAAAGAAAUUCUGAUUGAGGUGAAAGGUGUCAGCUGUCAACAUGUGAGAGACCAGUGGCCUUUAAGGUGGAGUUGACAUGAAAACUGUUAUAUCCACAGGGUCUCACUCUAAAUGGAAAAUGCAAAUGCAAAUUCAGUUAAUGAACACAUGAAAAAAUAAUCAGGGGAUUUGGAUAUCCACGCUUUUACUCUUAACAGAAAUGAAUGUAACUGGGUUGCUCAGGGUUGACUUGGAGCAUGUUAAAAACUACUGGUCCGUCAGAUCUUUUAUGUACAAGAUGAUGAUGGAUUCAUAAAUAUUUUAGUUCCAUUAAGGUGGGAGUUGUUAUGACAGACUUUUUUCCCUUAUGUGCAACACCAAUCUGCUAGUUGUAAUUACUUGAAAAGUAUCCUUGCAGCAAAAUUGAGUAGAUCCAGUACUAUUUAAAGAGUAUGCUUAACAGUGUUGCUAAUACUAUUGUUCAAGCUGUUUAUAACGACGCCUAAAAUACUUACCUGGCUACCUGCGAUGAGUUAAAACCCCAACAGGUGAUCAUAAAACAUCCUGAAUUUUCAUGCCAUCAAUUCUAAUAAAAUGGAAGAAAUUCGAUUAAUUUAAUUAUAUUACGCUGUGUUUUACAGAGAUUAUCAAAUAGACACUCAAACAUGUAAAUAAAACAUCUGACAGUGUCAGUUUUGGUAGCCAAGUAACUUGUAACAACAGAUGGUGCCUCUGAUGACUUCUCUUUCUCUGCACAAACCAGGCCUAACAUGUGGACCAAAUGACACACAGGACUAUCACUUAGAGGGGACCGUUCACACUCAACAACCUUGCAAUUUUAAUAAGUUCUUAUUAUUGUAUAAUACAAUUAGUAAAAAAAAAAAAAAAGCAAAAGGCACUCAAAAUGAUUCUGGUGAAAGGAAAUAUAGAAUGAAUGCUUGUAUUUUCAGUUGAAGUUUCAGUUAACUUUUAAGGGUGAAAGUGAAUUGGCCCCUAUCCUGCAAAGAUGGAUUAAUCGAUUAUCACCUUAACUCUUGUGCAUUUUCAUAACAUUGUCACAAUGCAAGAUACCGUGGCUGUACAAAUGAGUAAAGUAAAAAUAUAUCUAUAUAUAAAAAUAUAAACUAUUAUGUAUUUCAGGGAAUGCAAAAAAGAAAACAGUAACUUAUCUCUUUUUUAUAAGAGAGAGCUCCUGUAUUCAAAAUGUGCUUUGCUUCAAUCUGUAAAUAGUUGAAUGGCUUAUAAAUCUUAAUUGUAACCUUUUCAGGUAUUUUUGUACAAAUAAGGGACUGAUAUAUUCUGUUUAUUGUAAUUAGAAUAAAACAUUAAUACAUUGAUAUAAAAA
Molecule: messenger RNA, 7206 nt
Organism: Dicentrarchus labrax (European seabass)
Lineage: Eukaryota; Metazoa; Chordata; Actinopteri; Moronidae
Gene: grb10b
Product: growth factor receptor-bound protein 10b
Exons: 17
Coding region: 343-2208 (621 amino acids)
Biological process (GO): negative regulation of Wnt signaling pathway; negative regulation of insulin receptor signaling pathway; insulin receptor signaling pathway
Molecular function (GO): insulin receptor binding
Source: RefSeq, a predicted model, not a curated record